UUUCUGGCGUGUUCUCUUCUCGGAUCUUGUCCAGUGCGACGCGCCUCAAAUCCCACACGAUAGCGAACCCAAAAUCCACACAGGCCACGACGCAGGCUCCACCAUCAACGAGGGUUCCCACGUUCCUCCUCGUCGUUCGAAGCUACGGCUCGUCGUUCUCCAGGGAGAAAAGCGGGGAGGAGCUCGUCGGGAUCGAAAGGCGGCGAUAAGGUGCCAAUUCCGGGUUGCGGAGGCGUCUCGCGAGCGAGAGAGGCGGUGACUGGUAUAAGGAGGACAAGAUGAGCGUGAGUCCAGCGCCGGCCUCGGACACCCAUGGCAACCUGGACGAGCAGAUCGCGCAGCUCAUGCAGUGCAAGCCGCUCGCCGAACAGGAGAUCUGAGGUUGAGUGGGUGUUUAGCAAUUUACAGAUCUGCGAUGCUGUUAUGGCGUGUGGUUUGGCUGAGAUGUUUGUUUCUAGUGAUCACUGGGAUCUGUAUAUGUAAAACGGUCUUUGAUCCGGUUCCCUGGAUUGUUCCACGUAUCCUAUGAUUCAAGCUUUAAAUAAUGGAGUUUGUAGAGAAAUUUGAGCUCUUCCCAAACUUGAAACUGCUAAUGUAGAACUGGCCAGUCCAUAUUUCAUUCCUGGACUGUAAUGAUUUUCUUUGUUGGACUAUGGGGUUAGGGUGCUUUGCGAAAAAGCUAAGGAGGUUUUAAUGGAAGAAAGCAAUGUUCAGUCAGUGAAAAGCCCUGUGACAAUCUGUGGUGAUAUUCAUGGACAAUUUCAUGAUCUUGCAGAGCUAUUUCGAAUUGGUGGAAAGUGUCCAGAUACCAAUUACUUAUUUAUGGGUGAUUAUGUGGAUCGUGGGUACUAUUCUGUCGAGACAGUUACGCUAUUGGUGGCUCUCAAGGUGCGUUAUCCUCAGCGAAUUACCAUUCUCAGAGGAAACCAUGAGAGUCGUCAGAUUACCCAGGUGUAUGGAUUUUAUGAUGAAUGCCUGAGAAAAUAUGGCAAUGCAAAUGUCUGGAAGACCUUCACAGAUCUUUUUGAUUAUCUCCCAUUGACAGCAUUGGUUGAAUCUGAAAUUUUUUGUCUGCACGGUGGAUUAUCGCCAAAUGUUGAAACCCUCGAUAGCAUUAGGAGCUUUGAUCGUGUUCAAGAAGUUCCUCAUGAGGGGCCCAUGUGUGAUCUUUUGUGGUCUGACCCUGACGAUAGAUGUGGUUGGGGUAUUUCUCCACGUGGUGCUGGCUACACUUUUGGCCAAGAUAUAUCUGAGCAAUUCAACCAUACCAACAAUCUCAAGUUAAUAGCCAGAGCUCAUCAAUUGGUUAUGGAGGGAUAUAACUGGGGCCACGAACAAAAGGUGGUUACCAUAUUUAGCGCUCCGAAUUAUUGUUACCGGUGUGGGAACAUGGCAUCAAUAAUGGAAUAUGAUGAGUGCAAAGGACAGACCUUUAUUCAGUUUGACCCAGCACCUAGGAGAGGAGAGCCCGACGUUACACGAAGGACGCCUGACUACUUUCUCUAAGCAAGAUGGCCAAGAACCUACUGCUGGAUUCCGACGAGGGUGUGGAAUGCUCACUAGACAAGAUUGUGAUUCAGAAUCCUCAAGAUUGAUGCUAUUUUUUUUUAUUUGUAAGUUUCGGCCCCAUGUCGUUUAUCAUGAUCCAUUUCGCAUUGAAAGUAAUGAGGUCGAAGUGUGGUAGUGUAGAAGCAUCGCACAUAUUUUUGAGGGCUCUUCUCCCUUCAUUCUCUGCUGCUGCUCUUUAAUAUUGUAGAGGGACUUGAGUUAGCUCUAUUAACAAUUUGAUUUUGUGCA
Molecule: messenger RNA, 1797 nt
Organism: Zingiber officinale
Lineage: Eukaryota; Viridiplantae; Streptophyta; Magnoliopsida; Zingiberales; Zingiberaceae
Product: serine/threonine-protein phosphatase PP2A-2 catalytic subunit
Exons: 13
Coding region: 694-1506 (270 amino acids)
Biological process (GO): peptidyl-serine dephosphorylation; mitotic cell cycle
Cellular component (GO): cytosol
Molecular function (GO): protein serine/threonine phosphatase activity
Source: RefSeq, a predicted model, not a curated record